Molecule: messenger RNA, 1715 nt
Organism: Rhododendron vialii
Lineage: Eukaryota; Viridiplantae; Streptophyta; Magnoliopsida; Ericales; Ericaceae
Product: phosphoserine aminotransferase 2, chloroplastic-like
Exons: 1
Coding region: 172-1473 (433 amino acids)
Biological process (GO): L-serine biosynthetic process
Cellular component (GO): cytoplasm; chloroplast stroma
Molecular function (GO): O-phospho-L-serine:2-oxoglutarate transaminase activity; pyridoxal phosphate binding
Source: RefSeq, a predicted model, not a curated record
UAUAAAUUCCCUACAUAUGCUCUCCGCCACUACAGUCUCCAAAAUUGCAGAUCUCUUCACUUCCAAACCCAGAACUUUCAACCCAUUCUAGACAGAGAAAGUGAGAGAGAGAGAGAGAGAGAGAGAGAGAGAGAGAGAUCCCCCUUUUCCACACCCAGAAAACCCACCACCAUGGCCAUGUCAACAACUUCCCCUAAUUCCCUCCACCUAAAAAACCCUAAUCGCCACCUCAUCAACCCCCCAACCAAAACUUCAUUCCCAAUCAAAACCCAAAUCAAUUCAUUCCCAAUCAACAACUCUUCGGGACCCAAAAAACCCAUCUCAAUCACCUGCGCCGCAUCGCCCCAAGUCCAAGAUCGCGCCUCCGCCGCCGCCGCGGGCUCCGAGCGGGUCUUCAACUUCGCCGCCGGCCCGGCAAUCUUGCCGGAAAACGUGCUCAGGAGGGCUGAAUCGGAGCUCUACAACUGGCGCGGAUCGGGCAUGAGCGUCAUGGAAAUGAGCCACAGAGGUAAAGAAUUCCGUUCCAUUAUUGAAAAAGCUGAAUCAGAUCUACGUACCCUGUUAAACAUUUCUUCAGACUACGCCGUCUUGUUCUUGCAAGGCGGCGCCACCACCCAAUUCGCCGCCGUGCCAUUAAAUCUGUGCACCCCAAGCGACACCGUUGAUUUCGUUGUUACUGGGUCUUGGGGUGAUAAGGCUUUUAAGGAAGCCGUUAAGUAUUGUAAGCCCAAUGUGAUUUGGUCUGGGAAAUCCGAGAAGUACACAAAGGUUCCAUCUUUUGAUGGUUUGGAACAGAACCCAGAUGCUAAAUACUUGCAUAUAUGCGCGAACGAGACGAUUCACGGGGUGGAAUUUAAGGACUACCCGACGCCGAGAAAUAGGGCUGGUCUGCUGGUGGCUGAUAUGUCAUCCAAUUUCUGUUCGAAGCCGGUAGAUGUGACCAAGUUCGGAUUGAUCUACGCGGGUGCCCAGAAGAAUGUUGGUCCUUCUGGGGUGACAAUUGUGAUAGUUAGGAAAGACUUGAUUGGGAAUGCUCAGGAGAUCACUCCUGUGAUGCUGGAUUACAAGAUCCAUGCUGAUAACAAUUCUUUGUAUAAUACUCCACCUUGUUUUGGGAUUUACGUGUGUGGAUUGGUGUUUGAGGAUUUGCUGGCUCAGGGGGGUUUGGUUGAGGUUGAGAAGAAGAAUAUUAAGAAGGGUCAGAUGCUUUACAAUGCGAUUGAUGAGAGUAAGGGGUUUUAUAGGUGCCCGGUUGAGAAAUCCGUUAGGUCAUUGAUGAAUGUUCCGUUUACGCUGGAGAAGUCUGAAUUGGAGGAAGAAUUUGUCAAGGAGGCGGCAAAGGAGAAGAUGCUGCAGCUCAAGGGGCACAGGUCGGUUGGGGGGAUUCGAGCUUCGAUUUACAAUGCUAUGCCUUUGGCUGGGGUUGAGAAGCUAGUUGCCUUCAUGAAGGACUUCCAAGCAAGGCAUGGUUGAUCUUCUGCUAGAACCUGUAGCAUUUUGUUUUCGUUUGUUUCCAUUUCAUGUUUGUUGUUCUAGUUUGGUUACCUUUUUUGAUUGUUUUUGUGCUUAUAUUGGAAUACUAAGGUUAAGAUCUCCUGUGAGAAGAAUUUAGUAUGAUGUUGGGGUAGCAAAUGGGUCUAGCUCAUUGUGAUUCUCUUGUAUGAGCUAAUAUCAGCUUUAUAUCCAAUAACAGCAUGAUGCAAGCCUUUUUGUUU